This is a messenger RNA of Ustilago hordei, 282 nucleotides long. RefSeq lists its product as uncharacterized. The transcript has a single exon. The record is from RefSeq and is a predicted model, not a curated record. Lineage: Eukaryota; Fungi; Basidiomycota; Ustilaginomycetes; Ustilaginales; Ustilaginaceae. Bases 1 to 282 code for a protein of 93 amino acids.
AUGAUUCGCCGCUCGCCAACAAGUCUCUCUGUACAGGAGUCUGACGUCGAGACGCUCAAAGCAUAUCGACGAGCCAAGAUGAUGCAACACAAUCCCAUCCUCACUUCAUCCUCCUUCUCUUCGAUUCGACCGGAUGACUCUGGCUCGAUCCACGAUCAUCAGUACCACGCACGCCAAGAGUCAGAGCAAGACGAGCAGCAACGCCCCGGAACACAACUUGCUCUGUCACAGCAGGAGAAUCACAACCCGAAUCAAGCCACGAAUGCUGGCAACAAUACCUGA